Messenger RNA from Debaryomyces tyrocola, 2595 nucleotides. The record is from the annotation of a GenBank genome assembly. Lineage: Eukaryota; Fungi; Ascomycota; Pichiomycetes; Serinales; Debaryomycetaceae.
AUGAAUUUUGAUAGAUUUAAUCCUCUAUCAAACUAUUUCUCUAAUAACGGAAUAGAGGUAAGUGAUUGGGGUAUUGAAGAGGCUACAUCUUCACCAUCAUUUUCAAAUCAUAACUUUAGUCAGCCAUACCAACAUGGUCGAAAUAUACAUGAAUUAACAUCGCCCACAUUGUUUAAUGAGAAUUUAGAUUAUUUGAAAGAAAUACCCGCUGAUGCUGAUUUCAUGUAUUAUUAUAUGACAAACAAUAUGCAUAGGAUGAGUCCAUCUACAGAGAAUUUCCAAAAGUUUAUAAAAAAGUACUUGUCGUUGAAUAAUAUCCAGAAUGAAUUUUGGGAAAAGUUUAAAUACAAUUUAAUAAUAUCAAACUUGUUGGACGAUUCGAUGAUAUUGUCGAAAAAUGAACAGUCAUUGAAUAAUUUGCAAUUUAGCAUAAACAACCCUAAUGAUACCCGCAAAAAAUUUGUCAAGACGUUGAAUUUUGAUGGCACUGAAUUGUACAUUCUAAAUAAGCAAUAUCAAUUGAAAUUCUCGGAUAAGUUAUAUAAUUCAGAAAUGCUCAUUCAGACAAUUUAUAUGAUAAUAUUCCUAUUAAAACAGUCUUUGAAAGGUGUUAAAUCGAAAAUGUCAAGGCAAAAUAAAUUCAAGAUGUUCAAAAUUUUGCUUAUUAUUUCUGUUAAACUUAUACAAUUCAAAAGAAUCAAUUUGAAAAUCCAAUCUACAAAGGUCUUAAAUAUGCUAAAUGAUUUUUUAGUAAAUAAUUACAAAGUCAACAAAAAGCUAAUAAUGAAUUUAAUUAAUUUGAAAGAAAUGGAAAUAUUUGGGUUUAUGAAGAAUUCGUCAAUAUCAAAGAAUAGAGUACAUGACCUAAAAGAAAACCUUGAUAAUACUUUAAAUUUUCUAAAUUUCAACUUGAAGAGUUCAAUUAUUAAAUUAUUGCCUUUUUUGAACGGUCCUAUGUUUGAAAAGUACUGCAAUAUAAAUAAUAUUAAUGUGUGUACAUUGAAUUCCAAGUAUGAGGCUGAUGGAACAAUUGAAAUUAAUAGAUCAUCAACUGAGAAAAUAACCAUCGAUGAAUUGACUUUUAAACUUAACAAUUUCAAUCAAUUGAGAAAAUUUCUAGUAUGCCAAUUACUAACUGUAAAUGAAUCACCAAUUAGAAGUUUUUUUCUAUUCCAAGUCUGGGAUCAAUUUAAUAUAACUGAAUAUGAAGUCGAUGAGGUCUUGCAGAAUGAUUUCCUGUUCUUUGAAAAACUAUUAGUGGUCGAAGAAUUAUUUGCAGAGCAUACUAAUAUAGUAAAGAAUUUUAAUUUAAUAUUUGAAAGAUUUGAAAAAAUAAAUAAAGUCGACUCCAGGCAAGAGGAUAUCAAUAAUAAGGAUGUAUUGGAGAUAAGCAACCAACCGCGUCAUUCAGCUUUUGAAUCCAUUACUGAUACCAAUAUGAAUAAUUUGAUUAAUAAACUAACUAAUAUAACAACAAAUUUAACCUACUUCAAGAAAUAUAAUCAGUCUAUCUCAUCUAUAACUAACAUUGAUGAAAUGAAUGAAAAACUUAUGAUAUUCAAGCAGUUUGGUGAUGAGUUGAAUUCAAUUAAAGAACUAUAUCAAGUAAAUUUAGGUGAAUUAAACAACGAAUUGUAUAAUAAGACGAACGACUUGUCAUCAAUUAAGAGUUCGCCUAGGUCAUCUGUGUCUUCCAAGAGAAAUUCGAAUUCUAAUGGAGAAUUUAAUUUAAAAUCUUUCCAUACCGUCAAUUCCAAUUCCUCUAAGAAGAGAUAUUCUUUGCCAAUGCACUAUUCACCAUCUUCUAUUCCUAGUGUUACUAUGCAGCAAUCAACUUAUUCUGAUUCGAAUUUGCCUUCUAAAUCAUCACAUAGCAAGGCCAGUGGAUCAGAUGCACAAUACAAGCGAUUAUCGACAGGUCUACAAUUAGGCUUAUUAACAGUAUUUGAGGAACCGAAUCAUAAAAGUAAAGUCAUUAACAAUAGAUUCUCUUCUGAUUCGAACCCCUCCCAAAUACAUGGCAAUGCAAAUGUAAAUGAUAAAAUACCUGGGCCAGUUUCUUAUGACGAUAAUUAUUUAAACAUGCUUUCAUCUAACAAUUACAACGAAUCUUAUAACCAAGCCGCGUUAGAUUCGUUGUCAAAUAAUUUAAGCCACAAGAGGCUACUUAAUACACUUAAACAUUCUUCUAAUAAUAGGUAUUCUUUGAAUUCAAUGAAUUCAAAUAUUAGUGGAUUAUCGGAAUUAUUGGCUUCGACACAAAUAACUACUUAUGACGAUGAUCAUGAUGGUAGUAUUGAUGAUGGAGUUGGAACAGAAAAACAGAGUCUUUCUAAAGAAGAUUUGAAAUUAAAGUUAGAAGAAAGCUUUAACAGAAUUUAUAAUCUAGAAAACGAAAACGAAAAUCUAAAGUUAAAAUCACUGGUUGAUAAUACUUUGAACGACAAUACGAAUAUCCUUAGUUCGAACGCUAAUGUCAAUACUAAUACUAUAACUAAUACAGAUACUAAUGAAGCUUUCGAAAAUGAAAACCAAAAUAAUAAAGCAUUUUUGAGUGAACUAGAAAAUACUUUGAGUACCAAAGUAGAUACAUAG